AUGGAACAAAAGAAAUGCAAACGCCGAAAGGCGCAAGGACGUCUAGCUGGAUGCGUGGUUUUUGUGCUUCUAUGGAGUUUUGCCUCGGCACAAUUAAGGUAUUCAAUCUUGGAAGAAAAGGAGGAAGGAACUGCAGUUGGAAACAUAGCGAAGGAUCUGGGAUUAGAAAAUGCACGACUGAAGGAGAGGAAGUAUCGGAUUGUUGCUAGUGAUUCCGAUCAUCUUUUUUAUGUCAACCCAAACGAUGGCAUAAUUUAUGUAAAACGAAAAAUUGACAGAGAAGAGGUGUGUGCGCAGAGUAGUACUUGUGUGAUUAAUGUAAAAACGGUCCUAGAAAACCCUCUAGAAGUCCAUUAUGUUGAAGUAGAAGUCGUGGAUAUAAAUGACCACUCACCCGCUUUCCCAGAAAAAGACAAUACUUUUGAGAUUUCAGAGUCCGUAUUGCCUGGAGCACGAUUUCAGUUAAAACCCGCAAGAGACCGAGACGGAGGUCAAUUCUCUGUGCAGCAAUAUAAAUUAAGCCCCAACAAUCACUUUCGACUGGAAGUGAAAGAUAAACGAGACGAUGUUAAAAUACCAAUAUUGGUUGUCCAAAAAUCUCUUGACAGGGAGACAACAGAAAGCCACUCCUUGAUACUGACUGCCUUAGAUGGAGGCAAACCUCCGAAAUCUGGUAGUAUGAAUAUUUUAAUUAAUGUUUUGGACAUUAAUGACAAUGCACCUAUUUUCUCAAAGGAUGCUUAUUCUGUAACGCUAAAUGAAAAUACUCCCAUAGGAACAACGAUCAUACAAGUGAAUGCCACAGAUUUAGAUAAUGGUCCAAAUGGAGAUGUAGUGUACCAAUUUAGCAAAAGUAUUAAUCCAACCAUAUUAAGCCUGUUUGAUGUAAACACAGUAACAGGUGACCUUAUUGUAAAAGGUUUAAUAGACUAUGAGGAUGAGGACGGAUAUGAAAUUGAAAUCCAAGCAUCAGAUAAAGGUCUCGCUCCUCUUACAAGUGAAAGAAGUGUGAUUAUAAAAAUAAUUGACGUGAAUGAUAAUGCACCUGAGAUUGAGAUUACAUCAUUCUCUAGUUUGAUUCCUGAAGAUUCCAAACCUGGAACUACAGUUGCGCUCAUCAGUGUAAAUGACAUGGAUUCUGGUCUCAAUGGAAAGGUCAUGUGUUCUGUAAAUGAAGAUUCUCCGUUCACUUUAUUGCCAUCCUUGAAAGACAAAACAUUUUCUCUAGUGACAAAAUCCCCUCUGGACAGAGAGAAGUUGUCUCAAUAUGACUUGACAAUAACAGCAAAAGAUGGAGGAGAGCCUGCUUUAUCAACAGAAAAGACAAUAAGCGUUGAGGUUUUAGAUAUGAAUGACAACCGUCCUGAGUUCUCAUCUAGCCCAUACACUUUUUAUGUUACUGAGGGUAAUGAUCCAGGAGCAUCAGGGUUUUCUGUUAAAGCUUCUGAUCAAGAUGAGAAUGAUAAUGCUCUCAUUUCUUAUUAUAUUGUACGAGAUGGAAGUGAGGAUAAUAAGCUGGCUUCAUUUCUGAACAUAAAUUCGUUAAAUGGAGAAAUCGUGGCACUAAAAUCUUUCGACUUUGAAACUCUGAAAACUUUCCAGUUCCAAGUUGUUGCCACAGAUUCUGGAUCUCCGUCACUCAGCAGCAACGUCACAGUGAACGUGUUCAUUCUGGACCAGAACGAUAACGCUCCAGUCAUCCUGUAUCCAGUCAGCUCCAACGGUUCUGCUGAAGGUGUGGAGGAGAUUCCCCGCAACGUGAACGCAGGACACUUGGUGACUAAAGUCAGAGCCUAUGACGCGGAUAUAGGAUAUAAUGGCUGGUUGCUGUUUUCACUGCAGGAAGUUAAGGACCACAGUGUGUUUGGUUUGGACCGCUACACAGGACAGAUCAGAACACUCCGCUCAUUCACAGAGACAGACGAGGCUGAACAUAAACUGGUCAUAAUGGUCAAAGACAAUGGGAACGUUUCUCUCUCAGCAACAGCUACUGUGAUUGUCAAACUUGUGGAGCCCAAAGAAGCUUUUGCAGCUUCUGAUGUUAAAAGUCCAGCAAAAGAUAUCAAGGAUGAUAAUAUGACUUUUUAUCUAAUGAUCACUUUGGGAUCAGUUUCAGUUCUGUUUCUCAUCAGCAUCAUCGUGCUGAUUGCAAUGCAGUGCUCACAAUCCUCAGACUAUCAUUCUAAACAUAUACAAGAGGCUAACUAUGACGGGACACUAUGUCACAGCAUCCAGUACAGAUCUGGAGACAAACGAUACAUGUUAGUUGGACCCAGAAUGAGUAUUGGAUCCACUAUAAUGCCCAACAGCCAUGCAAAUACACUUGUGUUACCUGACAGGAGGAAAGCCUCUGAGGAGGUAAGCCAUUUAUUUUUAAAGAUUAUUUUAAAGAGUGACCAACAUUCUCCCAACAUGAGCUGUCCUGUUUUCUAUAACUGUACUUCUUACCAACAUCCAUUACCAGUCACAGACAAGCCCUCCAUAUAG
Messenger RNA from Cololabis saira (Pacific saury), 2487 nucleotides. Its product is annotated as protocadherin alpha-3-like. NCBI's taxonomy places the organism in Eukaryota, Metazoa, Chordata, Actinopteri, Beloniformes, Belonidae. The record is from RefSeq and is a predicted model, not a curated record. Gene Ontology annotation, biological process: homophilic cell-cell adhesion. Gene Ontology annotation, molecular function: calcium ion binding. Gene Ontology annotation, cellular component: plasma membrane. The transcript has 2 exons. The coding region runs from base 1 to 2487 and encodes 828 amino acids.